This is a messenger RNA of Gorilla gorilla gorilla (western lowland gorilla), 2745 nucleotides long. RefSeq names its product interferon induced protein with tetratricopeptide repeats 3 (gene IFIT3). The coding region runs from base 433 to 1905 and encodes 490 amino acids. NCBI's taxonomy places the organism in Eukaryota, Metazoa, Chordata, Mammalia, Primates, Hominidae. Gene Ontology annotation, biological process: defense response to virus. Gene Ontology annotation, cellular component: cytosol. The transcript is spliced from 2 exons. Gene Ontology annotation, molecular function: protein binding. The record is from RefSeq and is a predicted model, not a curated record.
UUAACAGGUAACCCCUCACCACACAGGUCAAAGAGCAACAGUCAUGCACCUGAGAAAAAAAAACACUCAUGUUACGUGAGUCAGUUUUCAGGGCUUAACUUUGCCUCUUGACAUAACACAUUUGGAAGCUUCUAAAAUUUUAUUUUCUUCUUACAGUGCCUUUUUACAACUUUCAAACCACAGUUUUCCAAAUCUGUCUGGAACAUGUUCCUGGCGUGAGUGAGCUCAGUCCUCACAAAUUCUGUUUCAGUUUCCCCUCAAGAGGGAUCUUGAUAGGGUUCCAUCAGUUUCACUUUCCUUUCCCCUUUCAUAAAAGCACAGACCUAACAGCACCCUGAGUGGAAACCUCUUCAGCAUUUGCUUGGAAUCAGUAAGCUAAAAACAAAAUCAACCGGGACCCCAGCUUUUCAGAACUGCAGGGAAACAGCCAUCAUGAGUGAGGUCACCAAGAAUUCCCUGGAGAAAAUCCUUCCACAGCUGAAAUGCCAUUUCACCUGGAAGUUAUUCAAGGAAGAAAGUGUCUCAAGGGAUCUAGAAGAUAGAGUGUGUAACCAGAUUGAAUUUUUAAACACUGAGUUCAAAGCUACAAUGUACAACUUGUUGGCCUACAUAAAACACCUAGAUGGUAACAACGAGGCAGCCCUGGAAUGCUUACGGCAAGCUGAAGAGUUAAUCCAGCAAGAACAUGCUGACCAAGCAGAAAUCAGAAGUCUAGUCACUUGGGGAAACUAUGCCUGGGUCUACUAUCACUUGGGCAGACUCUCAGAUGCUCAGAUUUAUGUAGAUAAGGUGAAACAAACCUGCAAGAAAUUUUCAAAUCCAUACAGUAUUGAGUAUUCUGAACUUGACUGUGAGGAAGGGUGGACACAACUGAAGUGUGGAAGAAAUGAAAGGGCGAAGGUGUGUUUUGAGAAGGCUCUGGAAGAAAAGCCCAACAACCCAGAAUUCUCCUCUGGACUGGCAAUUGCGAUGUACCAUCUGGAUAAUAACCCGGAGAAACAGUUCUCUACUGAUGUUUUGAAGCAGGCCAUUGAGCUGAGUCCUGAUAACCAAUACAUCAAGGUUCUCUUGGGCCUGAAACUGCAGAAGAUGAAUAAAGAAGCUGAAGGAGAGCAGUUUGUUGAAGAAGCCUUGGAAAAGGCUCCUUGCCAAACAGAUGUCCUCCGCAGUGCAGCCAAAUUUUACAGAAGAAAAGGUGACCUAGACAAAGCUAUUGAACUGUUUCAACGGGUGUUGGAAUCCACACCAAACAAUGGCUACCUCUAUCACCAGAUUGGGUGCUGCUACAAGGCAAAAGUAAGACAAAUGCAGAAUACGGGAGAAUCUGAAGCUAGUGGAAAUAAAGAGAUGAUUGAAGAACUAAAGCAAUAUGCUAUGGACUAUUCGAAUAAAGCUCUUGAGAAGGGACUGAAUCCUCUGAAUGCAUACUCCGAUCUCGCUGAGUUCCUGGAGACGGAAUGUUAUCAGACACCAUUCAAUAAGGAAGUCCCUGAUGCUGAAAAGCAACAAUCCCAUCAGCGCUACUGCAACCUGCAGAAAUAUAAUGGGAAGUCUGAAGACACUGCUGUGCAACAUGGUUUAGAGGGUUUGUCCAUAAGCAAAAAAUCAACUGACAAGGAAGAGAUCAAAGACCAACCACAGAAUAUAUCUGAAAAUCUGCUUCCACAAAAUGCACCGAAUUAUUGGUAUCUUCAAGGAUUAAUUCAUAAGCAGAAUGGAGAUCUGCUGCAAGCAGCCAAAUGUUAUGAGAAGGAACUGGGCCGCCUGCUAAGGGAUGCCCCUUCAGGCAUAGGCAGUAUUUUCCUGUCAGCAUCUGAGCUUGAGGAUGGUAGUGAGGAAAUGGGCCAGGGCGCCGUCAGCUCCAGUCCCAGAGAGCUCCUCUCUAACUCAGAGCAACUGAACUGAGACAGAGGAGGAAAACAGAGCAUCAGAAGCCUGCAGUGAUGGUUGUGACGGGUAGGAGGAUAGGAAGACAGGGGGCCCCAACCUGGGAUUGCUGAGCAGGGAAGCUUUGCAUGUUGCUCUAAGGUACAUUUUUAAAGAGUUGUUUUUUGGCCGGGCGCAGUGGCUCAUGCCUGUAAUCCCAGCACUUUGGGAGGCCAAGGUGGGCGGAGCACGAGGUCUGGAGUUUGAGACCAUCCUGGCUAACACAGUGAAAUCCCGUCUCUACUAAAAAUACAAAAAAUUAGCCAGGCGUGGUGGCGGGCACCUGUAGUCUCAGCUACUUGGGAGGCUGCAGCAGGAGAAUGGCGUGAACCUGGAAGGAAGAGGUUGCAGUGAGCCAAGAUUGCACCACUGCACUCCAGCCUGGGCAACAGAGCAAGACUCCAUCUCAAAAAAAAAAAAAAAAAAAAAAAGUUGUUUUCUCAUGUUCAUUAUAGUUCAUUACAGUUACAUAGUCCGAAGGUCUUACAACUAAUCACUGGUAGCAAUAAAUGCUUCAGGCCCACAUGAUGCUGAUUAGUUCUCAGUUUUCAUUCAGUUCACAAUAUAACCAUCAUUCCUGCCCUUCCUGCCAAGGGUCAUAAAUGGUGACUGCCUAACAACAAAAUUUGCAGUCUCAUCUCAUUUUCAUCCAGACUUCUGGAACUCAAAGAUUAACUUUUGACUAAUCUUGGAAUAUCUCUUAUCUCACUUAUGGCUUCAGCCAUGUAUUUAUAUGUAUUCUUGAUAGCAAUACCAUAAUCAAUGUGUAUUCCUGAUAGUAAUGCUACAAUAAAUCCAAACAUUUCAACUCUGUUAGAA